Staurois parvus is the source of this 318-nucleotide messenger RNA. The record is from the annotation of a GenBank genome assembly. Lineage: Eukaryota; Metazoa; Chordata; Amphibia; Anura; Ranidae.
AUGUAUGUGAAAUGGUUUGAUACAGGAAUGUUAUACUAUGUGAUUUUAGUGUAUUUAGUGAAUGUCACUUUUAAAAUUUUAAAAUUUCCCGCCAGUUCCGUCCCCCGUACGUCCCGACGCUCGCAGGGAACGGAAAACAGAUGACAGAUGCCGGCAUCGGCCGGAGGACAUUACAGGGGACACUGCAGGAGGGACAUCGUGGGAGUGCAGGGCGAGGUAAGUGAAGAAGAGAUCCCGGAGCAGCGUCACAUGGUAAGCCCGAGUGUAGCUCGGGUGUUACCGCUUGUGCUACACUCGGGAAUACCGCCAGGGAGGCUA